CAAACAUGUCAGAUUGCAUUGAUUUCAUAACAUCGUAUUAUAUUAUGGAAAGUUUCAUGUGUAUGUUCUUUCGUACUAUUUUGCACAAUAUUUCUGAUGCCCUUCUUCUGAAAUAAGAAAAGGAAAUUGAAACUCAUGUUUAUUAGAAAAUUGCUGAGUUGGUAUUCAGUAUGACAAAAUUGUUGAGAUGUACCCUUUUUGGCCCAAAUCAACUAUUCUAUUACUUUUUCCUUCACUUCUCUAUUUUGUUAUCUGACAAAUCACAAGGGAAGUGGUAUGAAUAUAAGCAUUUAUCUUUUCUUCCACUUCACUAUUUUGUACCUCAGAUAGUGUCCAUAAACUCAAUUAUUUGUUAUCUAAAUUAUCAUUUAUUUUGUACCUCAGAUAGUGUCCAUAAACUCAAUUAUUUGUUUUUGCUUCCAUUCAGAUUAGUGUUGGCUUCUGAGCAUCCACAUGUGAAACCAAUUGAUCACCAUUCACAAUUUUCUACGAGGUUCAAUGGACUCGGUUCACGGCGAACAAGAGGAAAACAAAACCCGGUCCAACAAGACUCGGUCCAGUCGCCACGACCUGAACCUACCUCGCAUCCCGGCUCCAAAAUUCAAAACCAUUCGAACCCACGGGCCGAAUAAAAUACAACCCCUGCGUACCCUCCCGAGGACUCUCCCGUCAUUUCAUGCGUCACCCCGCAGCGCCCAAACGGCGGACGUUAGCCACGCGUCACGCUCUCAUUGGCCAGCGCCUGCGCCCCGGGAUCCAUAGCAGCGUAGUAGGGUACUAGCAGCAGGGCAAGGAAAACGAAAGCAAGAAAGUCACACCCACUCACCCGCAUCCACACUCUGCUUCACACACCAGCGCGCGCUCUCCCAAUUCCACGAGGACCACCCGUUUCUCGCUCCAAUUCGCGCGAAUUUGUGCUCGGUGACGCGUGAUCUCCGAAUUCAGGGGGAGCUUUCCUCUUCGAAUUUCGUGGGAAUCGCAGAUCAUGAGUGUUUGAUCAAAGUGGAUUUUCCGGAUUGCCUUGGUUGCGGUGGCAUUUUUUUUUUGGUGCUGUUCUGAUCAAGAUUCAGUUUAUUUUAAUGCCGGAAGUUCCAAAUUCAGGGCAAAUUGGAGCAAAUCUUGACGUCCCGAAGCUCGAUCUCGAGUCCCCCGGAAGUGCAUUCGCGUGAUUGGUGCGAUCUCGGCGCGAAUUUCGGGGAUUUCCCCGCCACGUCGCCCUGCAAGAACAGGGGAAUUGGGCAGCAAUUGGGGAGGAUUCGCAGCAGGGGGCACUGAUCCGGUGGCCAGAUGAUUGCGGCGGUGAGCCGGGCGCCGGAGGGAUGGGGCGAGGACGAGAUGUCCGUGCUGCCGCGGCACACCAAGGUGGUGGUCACCGGCAACAACCGCACCAAGUCGGUGCUAGUGGGCUUGCAUGGAGUCGUGAAGAAGGCUGUCGGCCUUGGAGGCUGGCAUUGGCUGGUUCUUACUAAUGGCAUAGAGGUAAAGCUGCAAAGGAAUGCUUUAAGUGUGAUUGAACCCCCAAACGGUAAUGAGGACGACGAUAAAUUCGACUGCGAAAACAUGCAGUGGAAUAGUUUGGAUAUGGCAUCGGAUGACGCACAAUCACCAAAGCCACAUCGGUCAAGGAGCAAGCAGCAUAGGGGGUUCCACAGCAAAUCCCUCAGUCGCUCCAUGUCAUGUGAUUCCCACUCCAAGGCAUCUGUUUCGUCAUCCUCAAGGGGUCACACGAAAGUUGACCUGAGCAAGCUAGAACUGACUGCGCUGUGGAGAUAUUGGCGUCACUUCAAUCUCGAUGCAAGUCCUAAUCCAUCCAGGGAGCAGUUAGUUGAUGCUGUUCAAAGGCACUUCAUGUCUCAGCAAUUGGAUGAGUUGCAGGUCAUAGUCGGUUUUGUGCAGGCUGCAAAGAGGCUGAAGACGAUGAAAGUGGCCUGACAGCUAGAGCUGAUCUUUAACUAACAUAUUCAAGAUAGGAUGCAGCAUGUUUAAUAAAUGUUGCUGUGCUAUGUAAUAUAUGUGCAUGGAGUUGCUUAGAUUCCAGUGGGUUAAUGCACAACUAGACUAUGUUAGUCUCAUGUGAUGUAGAUAUGCAGUAUUAAGUCUAAAGAUGUUUCAACCUCUAGCUCAGUUAUUUCCUGCUGACUGGAUUUGGAUUGAAAUGACAAGUUCAAAACAAGUUCUUUUAUUA
Messenger RNA from Phragmites australis (common reed), 2185 nucleotides. RefSeq lists its product as uncharacterized. Gene Ontology annotation, biological process: regulation of DNA-templated transcription. NCBI's taxonomy places the organism in Eukaryota, Viridiplantae, Streptophyta, Magnoliopsida, Poales, Poaceae. Gene Ontology annotation, cellular component: histone deacetylase complex. Gene Ontology annotation, molecular function: protein binding; transcription coregulator activity. Bases 1288 to 1932 code for a protein of 214 amino acids. The record is from RefSeq and is a predicted model, not a curated record. The transcript has 8 exons.